Hypoxylon fragiforme is the source of this 2151-nucleotide messenger RNA. RefSeq names its product DNA replication/checkpoint protein. NCBI's taxonomy places the organism in Eukaryota, Fungi, Ascomycota, Sordariomycetes, Xylariales, Hypoxylaceae. The coding region runs from base 183 to 1676 and encodes 497 amino acids. The transcript has 2 exons. Gene Ontology annotation, biological process: DNA replication; mitotic DNA replication preinitiation complex assembly; double-strand break repair via break-induced replication. Gene Ontology annotation, cellular component: DNA replication preinitiation complex. Gene Ontology annotation, molecular function: DNA replication origin binding; single-stranded DNA binding. The record is from RefSeq and is a predicted model, not a curated record.
AUUGUACCGCGUCGCGUCUUCAAUUAAUAAAUCCCCAUUAAACUUCGUCACUAGCAAUACGCGAAUAAACAUUUCCUAUUAAAUCACUUUUAAGCAAGCCACCAACCCUUGAGCAAAUCCGAAAUUAAACUUGCUAACUUUACAACUCCCGUUCAACUUCCUCACAUAAACAUUCGACCAAGAUGGAUGACAUUGAGAAACAAAAAUAUGAAGCGACGUCCAAGGAAUUGCGGGCAGACUUGAAGCUAUUUGAAGCUGAAUGGGCAAGUCGCAAUAGCGGUGCAAAACCACGACGCGAGGAUAUCAAACAGAAUCCUGAAAUAGCCCAGAAAUAUAAAAAAUACAACCAAGUUCGUGACAUCCUUGCUGGAAAGAUCCCUCCCCCCAAGGACAAGGAAAGCAAUCGGCAGUCUAUGAAUAGGCGAAAGCAUAAGUCAGAUGAAGACCUCUCCGAAACACCCUCCAAACGGUCAAAGAAAGUCGAAGCCGAAACACCCCCUCAUAUGCGAGAAUGGAUCAUAGAUCCCGAAAUGUUCGCGACGCCAUCCACGCGUAAGCUCUUCAGCCCUGCUAUGCCUACUUCAAUUGGGCCUACUCCUCAGAGGGAUGGACGAAUUCUAGGACUAUUUGACUUGCUGGAGGAAAAUAAUGAGAAUAGCCCCUCGACGUGUCGGCAAGUCAAUGCUUCGGAGGAUAUGAACAUCCAGGCUACGCCUAGCAAGAAGUCUGGAGGGAUCGAUACCGCAAAAUUGGGCAGAACCCCAACAUCUACAAAUAAGGGCACAAUGCUUUUCGUAACACCCUCAAAGCGACAAAGCGACAACGCAGCCCUAGGUAAAACACCAAAUUCGGUUAGCAGAUUGCAAUUUUCCACGCCAUCUUUCCUUAGACGAGCCCCUCUUGCUGCGGUAGACGAGAAUGGUGAAUUCAUCUCCCCUGCUCCAUUCCGUCUUCCUCGCAAGCCUUUAGGUCGCAGUUUGAGUAGCGUAGUUGCUGGUCUUCGAAAACUGGAAGAAGAAGCUGAUGAGGACGACAUGGACGCCUUGCAUGAGAUGGAGAAUGAAGAGGGGAGUGGGACAAAUCCAUCAAACACUACCAAGCCUGCGAAGCCUGCGAAGCCGAAUGAUGAAAUUCUUGAGCCAGAUAGCCAAGCUCAGCAACUUCUUGGUGGAUUUGAUGACGACACUCGUUAUGAUAGCGCACCAGAGGAAGCAUUGGGCCGCAACGGGCAGCCUCUGAGAGUCUACAAGAAGAAGGGGCAAAAGCGAACUACUCGAAAGGUGAACAUGAAGCCGACUCAGAGUAAGCGGCCACAGCAGUCUACCGAGGAGCAAUCGGAUGUCGACGAUGAGGAUGUGCCUGAGACGCAGGUGAAUACCACCAAGAGUAGUGGCGAGCCUCCGCUGGAUUUGGGAUCCGACUAUGAAUUUGACCCCUCCGAGGAUGAGCGCCAGGAGCCAAAGAAGAAGGUCCCGGCUAAGAAGGUCCCGACUAAGAAGCUCGACAAGACGAAGAAGGGAGAAGAGACUAAGAAGGGAGACAAGAAGGAGGGCACAGUCAAGAAGGCGGUGAGGAAGGUUAAUGAACUGGCUCACGCCAACUUCAAGAGGCUGAAGUUGAAGAACCAUGGAGCUAAAGGACCCGCAGCUGGAAGCAGGUUCAGACGCCGUCGCUGAUUACCGGCAUCUUGCCUAGAUUGGUCCUUGCCUACGAAUAAAUAAAUAACGAGUGAAAUGAUGAAUAUACCUGCAUAAUUAUGGUACCUGAUGUACCCGUGCCUACGAUUCAAGUUCCUCGAGGCUCUUUUGCUUAAUUUGCGACCCGUGAUAGCCUCAUGCAUAACCCCCUCCCACUUCUCCAUUACCUAACCUACCUAAGACAACCCUCAACACGACAACAAAAUCCUCAGUAUAUUUAGUUGAACACCCAUCGCCAAAAUGGACUAAGCUACAACUUCUGUACCUGAAGGCCCCUUGCAAAAGUUUUUACAUAUUCCGCAUGACCAAAGGUGGGAAUAUCUCAAGAAGGUUAUCAUCCGAGUUCACAUGGGAGAAAACAACAAGCUCGGUCAGCUUGCCGAACGAAUGAAGACCGAAUAUAGUUUUGAUGCCCAGUUAGCCAUCCUAUCAUACUUCUAUUAAAUUCCUAUUG